This is a messenger RNA of Aedes albopictus (Asian tiger mosquito), 2024 nucleotides long. RefSeq lists its product as uncharacterized. Gene Ontology annotation, cellular component: membrane. Bases 303 to 1319 code for a protein of 338 amino acids. The record is from RefSeq and is a predicted model, not a curated record. Gene Ontology annotation, molecular function: growth factor activity. Gene Ontology annotation, biological process: hemocyte migration. The transcript has 6 exons. Lineage: Eukaryota; Metazoa; Arthropoda; Insecta; Diptera; Culicidae.
UUUAUAUUUUUUACAGUUCACUAGAAAUAAGAUGUAUUUGAUGCUGUUAGUUUAAUAUUUCUAUCUCUACCAAUUGAUGAAGUAUCUCUGUUUGAAGCCAAGCCGAUAUUAGCCAUAGAAAUAAUAAGUACUAUAAAGAUCAUUUAGCUAACUCAUUGGAUGCUGUCUCGCUAUCGGCUGCAUCUACUGAUAAGUCAUCAUCGAAGAGCAAGUUGAGUGGCAAUAAGUUAAACAAUUUACGAAGGACUGGUUCAAAUACCUAUAGUAAAACAUAUUUUGAGGAAUUAUUAAAAACCUAUCAAAUGAAUUCGCCUUAUUACAAAGACCGCCUGAAGGAUUCAAGUCAAUUAGUGAAAUCACUUUCAGAUACCAAUAAUACCAAAUGCAGCGGGAAAAAGUGUGAGACUGAAAAUACCGAAGAAGAAUCUGAAGAAUAUUACUAUGAUUAUGAAUAUGAAGAUGAAGAUGAUGAAGAAGAAGAUGAAGAUGUUGUAGGCAAUGCAGACGCACAAGGUGAUGCUGGAUAUAGUACAACCGCUCGACCAAUAUUUUUGGAAUCAGAAGUCGCGAAUGAAAGCAAAUUGUCAAAUAAUGAAAAUCAUACACAGCAAGUACCGAAUACGAUUGCAGAUAGAUUAGAAAACACAGACACUGCUUCGGAGUCAGUUACUGAUAGAAGCCCGAUGAAAAAAGGGGCUUCGACAACAGAUGCAACUCGAUUGGCCUCAUAUCAUGCCGCAAAAAUCAAACGAGAAGGAUCUUGUUUUACUCCAAAACCGAAGAUGAUCUUAGCAUCGAAUGAUCCUUCGAAACAGUACACUCCUCACUGCACUAUACUUCAUCGAUGUGGAGAUGAUGUUGGUUGCUGUCUGCCGACGCAGACUUGCGCAGCGUCAAAAAAUUCAACGGUGGAACUUUAUUUUUUUGUUAAAACAGUAGGAUCAAGGCCAUCAAUUGAAAGACUGAGUUUUAUCAAUCACACUGAAUGUGCGUGUUUUAGUCGCAAUGAUUCACCGCAAGGGAGAGUGUCUGCUACUCCAACAUCAUCGCCACAGACGGCAGCGCCAAUUUGCGCUUGUCCCUCAUUGUUCCAACGAGUAAUCGAUGAUGAAAAUCGUUGCAUUUGUGAUUGUUCUUCUAGUGAUACGCAGUGUGACCAGUUCAAACGAGGUUUGGAGCAUUUCUCUAUGGAAAACAGAAGAUGCAUCAAAAAUGGACGCUGUAAUGAGCCAUUGUGCGAGUAUGGUCAUUAUAAUAAAGCAAAAGGGAAGUGUCCUACCAGAGAAGACAAGUUUAGCAUGAGUACCAGGGGAUUCUAAUGGCACGGUUAGUGUAAUGUACCAAUAGUUACCAGUGAUGACGAAUUUAGGAUGAAAAAUCAAAAUCGGGUCGUAUAUUAUACAUUUCAAAAGAUCUUUAUUGAUAAUUUCUGUUUUGGGAGAACUAUUGGAGUGUGACAAACUCAUUUUUCUCAGUUUCUUCUAUGUUUUCUCUAAUUAUUUUAUUUUUGUGACACAACGAAGAAUUUUUUAAUAGGAUGUGCAUGUCCUUUGUCGCUGAGCUUAGUAAUAAAACUAGUAAGUAAAAAGGAACUAUUCAAUAUUAAUUUCUAAUUUUCUUCCUUUCUUGUUAGCCCAAUAGUAUCGAGUGGAAAAGAGCUUGCUGUAUUCACAUAGUCAGAUUCAUUAUUUCCACUGACAUAUUUAUAAAUAAUGAGCGAAUAUCUUAUUCAAGACUGCGACGUGUUAAUAAAACGAAGUAGAUUGUUUUAUUAUAAUCGUUUGUAUUUAUUUUCUAUACAAAUCGCGUAAAAUAAUAAAAAUGUACAUAACUAUUAGAUGCCGGCGCAGGCAAGUAUAAAUAAGUAUACAUAUUUUUUUAACCAUAUUGAAAAACUAUGCUAGUCAGUUAAGGAAAAUAGUAUUAAUAUUGUAAGGAGAAGCUUGAUAGAAGUUUCAAACAUCUGCGGCUAUAAUUAGAAACGUUUUGUACAUACAUAGACCGCUUAGGUCAUUUUUUGUGAA